AUUUGGAGUGCUAAUAAAAGUUCUUGUGCCUAGUGAAAAAACUCGAUAUCGUCUGUUCGCAGAAAAAUAUAUAUACUCUGCUCGUACUUUAAUCAUCAAUAUCCAAGGGGCUAUUUUGGCCGUGGCCAGUGUGGAUUGUGUUGGAUUCGCAUCUCCCUUUGCAAAUUACCGAUCUGGUGUAAGAGUGGGUCAAGGUGAACGAUGCCCCCGCAAUUCUCGAAUGAAGAGCUGGAAGAGCGGCUUACCGCCGCCGGGAACAGCCUUCUUCAGCCUCCCUCCUCAGUCUUUGAGCUCUUGUCCCUUCUCGACCAAAUUGAGGAGCUUCUUUCGAAAGUGGAGCAGUCACCUGCCCAAUCCAUGCAAACUGCUCUUUCUCCACUAACGAAGGCACUGAUCAUGGAAGAGCUUGUGAAGCAUUCUGAUGAAGAUGUUAAAGAUGUCUUUCAAUUGAUUGUGUCACCAUUUGAGAAUUUGUCCGAAACAUCCAGCAGAUCAUAUAGAAAAAGGGCCUCUAUACUUGAAACUGUAGCCAAAGUCAGGUCUUGUUUGAUCAUGCUGGAUUUAGAAUGUGAUCAGAUGAUCAAUGAGAUGUUCCAACACUUCCUCAAAGCGAUUAGAGAUUAUCAUCCACAACUCAUCUUUGCAUCCAUGGAGUCAAUAAUGACUCUUGUUUUGGAAGAAAGUGAAGACAUCUCCCCAGAUCUACUCAAUCCAAUUUUGGCUACCUUGAAAAAGAACAAUGAGGUUGAUUUAUUGGGCCUUCUAAAGAAUUUGCUUUUCUUAUUUUUUCUUUUUCUCCUCUUCUGUGUUCUACUUGUUGCUGACAAAGAACCCAUGCAGAAUGUUCUGCCAAUUGCAAAGAGACUGGCCGCAAGAGUUAUUGAAAAUUCAUCUGAAAAACUUAGACCUUAUUUAGCACAAGCAGUAAAGUCUUUAGAUUCUCCUGCGGAGGAUUAUGGUGAGGUUGUAGAUUCCUUGUGCCGAGAGGAUACUGAUACAACUGGAAAUAAUAACGAGAGCGUCACAAAUGAUCCACAGGUGGUUAGGGAAGGUGGGGAAGGGAUCGAUUCUCAAGAGAAAGAUCUCACUUUGAUUGAAUCGUCUAAGUCAGUAGUUAGUAAUGUUCUCAAUGAGACUUGUACCGAAGAUACUAUGGCAGAUUCCAAUAUUUCAAAGGAGGCUAAUUCUGACCAUCAGAUUGAUGCCAAAUCGGUGUCCAAAACAGAGUCUGAUGACUGCAGUGCUCAAAAUUUAGAGAAGCUGGAAGCUAAUGCUACUGAUGCCGAACUUGUUGAAGCUGCCAAAUCUCUGAAUGAAGUAGAAGAUGCUACCAAUCAGCUUUCACCAUCACAUGCAUCUGAAAAUGAGAAUGUUGCAUCUCCAGUCCAUAGUGUAAGCCUUUCUGGUGAGAGCCGAUCUGAAAAAGAUAGUCCGGCCAAAGGGAAGGAGGACUUGGUUGAAGAAGUGAUAGUAUCUGUUGAUAUUGUUUAUAAGAAGGCACGUGCUGGAGGAAGGCGUUCGAAAUCAAAGAAGCAGCGUUGGGGUGGCAAAAAGAAGAAAUCUGGCAAGAAAACUGUGAAGGAUAAAGAAUUGACUGGAGAGGGUGCAUCCAAGAAUGAAGGGACUGCAACAGAUUCAGAGACAAGAUCACUGGACCAGACUCCUAAUAAUAAGACGGAAGAUGGAUCCUCAAUGAGUAAGGAAGAUGAGAAAAAGAAAGGACAUGUGAAGCCUACCUCAGGAAAAGUUCCACUGAAAUCUUCUGGGAAAGUAGUUCAUGCGAAAGACAAAGUGUCUUCACCUAGGUCGCCUUUAAAGGUAUCGGAAGAUGAAGGCACAGAGGAAGAAACUCCGAGAACUGUUUUCAAGAGAAAGCGAACUCCCGGCACAGAGAAGGUAUCUGGUGAUAUUAAGCUCAACAAGAGUUUGGUUGGUUCGAAAGUUAGAGUAUGGUGGCCAAUGGAUCGGAAGUUUUAUGAGGGCGUAGUUGAAUAUUUUGAUUCUGUCAAGAAAAAGCAUAAGGUAUUGUACAAUGAUGGUGAGGAAGAAGUACUAGAUCUUGAAGGAGAAAGGUGGGAGCUUAUUGAAGAUAACUCGGAUUCAGAUGGGAAUGAUGAUGCUGAACAUUCAAGUCAUGAUACUUCAUUGGAAGUGCAAAAGAGGAAGAAAGGGAAUACAGAUUCAGAAGCAUCGAAAAGCAAACGUCAAAAAGUGAACAAUACACCAAAAAGUAAUCAGAAAGACAGUGCAAUAAAAUCUGGGGGCAAGGCAUCUGGUAGUAAAACCAAAAGCAAAUCUGGUAAAGCAUCUAGUGGUAAAACCAAAGAUGAAUCUGUUAAAGCAUCUGGAGGUAAAAACAAAGACAACUCACCAAAAACCCCAAGCCAUCCUAAACAGGACAGUCAGAAAACUGCCAAGUCUAAAGGUAAAACCCCACAAAGUGGGAAAAACCUUAGUGAUGAUGAUGGUGCCAUAAUGACAAAAGUUGGUUCAUCAAAGGCAAAAGAAGCUGGUCAGAAGAAGGAAAAACUUGCUGAGAUGGCAAAAUCAUCAGGACCGACGAAAGGGAAAUCCAAGGAUUUUGCAAAGUCACGACAAACUGAGGCUAAGAGUGGAAAGAAGCGAAGAAGGUGAACUAUCAGUUGGAUCUAGUUUGCAGCCUUAGAUUAUGUUUAAGUUCAGACUUUUGGCACUUUAUUUAGGUUGUUUUCGUGCUAAAUUUAGGCUCCGGUGUUUGAAUAUGUACGUACUUAAGCAGUGCCCUAAUAUUUUCGACAUUUGUGUUGGUUCGUGCUAGGUUCACUUGGCAUUUUGUUUAUAUAUCCCAUAAAUGCGAUCACCCCCAUAUUUGCCAUUAUCUUUGUGUGACUGAAGCGUUUAUUCCUUGUAUUUUUCUUGUUUACUAUUUAUUCGAACAAAA
Striga asiatica is the source of this 2920-nucleotide messenger RNA. Lineage: Eukaryota; Viridiplantae; Streptophyta; Magnoliopsida; Lamiales; Orobanchaceae. The record is from the annotation of a GenBank genome assembly.